Messenger RNA from Colossoma macropomum (tambaqui), 681 nucleotides. RefSeq names its product androgen-dependent TFPI-regulating protein. Lineage: Eukaryota; Metazoa; Chordata; Actinopteri; Characiformes; Serrasalmidae. The record is from RefSeq and is a predicted model, not a curated record. Gene Ontology annotation, cellular component: endomembrane system; membrane.
UAGAUCAACAUUUCUGUUAAAGCCUUGUAAGUUUAAGGAAACAUCACUGUUUUCAGUGCUGAAUGUUCUGGUGUGAUAUUGACUUUUUCUUUUCUGUAAAAAGGAGCAGUAGAUAUGGCUGGCAUUGUGAAGAGAUUUUAUCAUGUUGCUGCCUUUGGUUGGUAAGCGUUUGUUGUGCAGUAUCUGUAUACUAAAGGGAAACAAGAUCCACCAGAUGGAAUAUUUGCCUAUGGUGGACCAUGGAAAUAUCUCACUUUCAUAAAUCUGAUUGUACAGAUGGUGUUCUUUGGAUUGGCUGCUUUGAAAGACCUGCAGACACCAGGAAAAGGCUCAAAAGUAACACUACUUUGACAAACCAAGGAUAUGCAUACCCUGGUUCUUCCGAUUUUGCUUGGUGAGGUCAUGCUUGAGCAACACAUCUACCCAAAAACCAGAAAUGGUUUAGCUGCGCUGGGUGUUGUUGGAUUCCUUUACUCAAGCUGGGUAAUAUGGGUGUACAUGAGUGUUGGCAUUUGGGUGUAUCUACUGUGUCUGUUCAGUACAACUGGCUUGAUAGUCUGCUUCGUAUCCAACAUAUGUGCGGGGAUUAUGCUGUAAUUAUUGGGACAAAUUUUGAACUUCAAAAUCUGGGGUAAAUCUAAAAACAAGACGCAAGCUCACGCUGUUGGCAUGAGGUGCUAG